This is a messenger RNA of Orbilia oligospora ATCC 24927, 2322 nucleotides long. RefSeq lists its product as uncharacterized. Gene Ontology annotation, molecular function: transmembrane transporter activity. The coding region runs from base 1 to 2322 and encodes 773 amino acids. The transcript is spliced from 4 exons. NCBI's taxonomy places the organism in Eukaryota, Fungi, Ascomycota, Orbiliomycetes, Orbiliales, Orbiliaceae. Gene Ontology annotation, biological process: transmembrane transport. The record is from RefSeq and is a predicted model, not a curated record.
AUGGCCUCGAAUCCGGGCCUUGCGGGCACUCCAGGUGCAAGCAGUAACCCACUAGCUUCGAAUAACCCUUUCGCAGAUCCAGCAGUACAAUCCGGUCAGCGCCAUGACAGACGCAACACCGAACCCCUCCCAUAUCCAGUCUCCCCACAACCCCCCGCCGCGCGUGGUCCGACAGCCGACGAUGAAAUCGAAGAUAUCAGCCCACCCCCUUUGUUCUCACGAUAUUCUACAGGUCCUGAAGCAGAAAACUUAGUUCGUCGGCAUGCGAAUACUUUCCCGCGUCCGGUGCCGCCGAAUACAACUUCACAACCAGGUGCGCAGGCACCAGAAUUAGUAGGACCUCAGAGUCACGGUCAAGGUCAAGGAAAACCACCAGGAUAUCAUAGCGACGACGAUGAUGAUUCCGAUAUAUCCACCGACGAGGAUGACGAUUUGGCGAUGUAUUUUAAACGACGAGAACCGGCAAAUGGUGUGUUAUCGAGCUUACUACAGUUAUACGGACCGGGUGGUGGAACCGAAGCUUAUAGGUCACAAUCGGUACCCCGAUCUCCAAGAUCGAGGAGCAAAAGCGCAGUGGGGGCUAAAACUGCCACUCCGGGUGAACAAGCUACAACAGAAAGUGGACAGUCAGCACAGCCAGAGACUGCAGCAGAAAAGGAGAAAAUGCAGAUGGCAAUGAUGGCGAAGGAAUCAGGAACUGGUAGUGACAGUGAUGACGAUGAUUGGAAGAGUUUCUCGGCGAGGCCGAGAUGGUAUCAACAUUCUUCCAUGUCGAGGUUUUCAUUAAUACCAGAGACGAGAAGUGCGACACCGACAAUGGAAGUUGUGGGGGAUGUGGCAUCUGUGCUGUCGAUGGGGGAGAGACCCUCGAAGUUGGGGAAAAGAGAGAGGUUAAAAGCUUUGGCGAAGAGAUUUAAAGGAAGAGGGAACGAGGAGCUUACCAUCACAGUACAUAUUGCAGAGACAUUGCAGCGGCAGAAGUAUCUGCUAAAACUUUGUCGAGCAUUAAUGCUCUGUGGAGCCCCGUCACAUCGUAUUGAAGAUUUCCUUCAAAUUAGCGCUGCGGUUCUUGCAGUCAAUGCCUCCUUUGUCUACCUCCCCGGCACUAUAAUAAUAUCUUUCCAAGAUCCCCAGACUCACACUUCAGACGUUCAAGUCGUCAAAAGUGGCACAUCUCUAGACCUCGGGAAACUCCAGUACAUCCAUAUCAUCUACAAAGAAGUACUUCACGAUGUCAUCUCCGUCGAAACCGGCACCGAGAAACUCGAGAAACUCAUUCGAAAACCCCCACUCAGAAAUGUAUGGUUCAAAGUUCUACUAUACGGCGGCGCAUCUGCCUCUAUUGCCCCUCUAUUCAAUGCACGGGUUAAAGACCUGCCAUUCGCAUUUCUACUGGGUAUGGUGGUGGCACUUAUGGGAUUGGUGAUUAAUCCCAAAUCCGAAGCGUUUGCAAACGUCUUUGAGAUCAUGGGUACCAUCAUCGUAUCUUUCUUUGCCCGUGCAUUUGGAAGUAUAAGAAUGAACGGAGAAGAACUGUUCUGUUUUUCGGGUAUAACUCAAGGUGCAAUCGCCCCGUUGCUACUACCGGGCUAUGCAAUCCUUCUCGGGGCACUUGAAUUACAGAGUAAAAAGCUGGUGGCUGGAGCGGUCCGAAUGUUUUAUGCAAUCAUCUACUCCGUACUGCUAUGGUUCGGUAUCUCCAUCGGAACGGCGCUAUACGGCUUUGUUGACCCAAGUGCAACGAAUUUAACGGAAUGUUUGGAUCAGAAUCUACAAGAAUUUAGAUUCUUUUACGUCCCGUUGUUUACUUUCUUCGUCUUACUCGCAAACCAAGCAAGAUGGAAACAGGCACCUGCAAUGUUGAUUAUUAGUUUAUUGGGAUAUACAGUAAACUACUUUUCCCAAGGACGGUUUCCGCAUACACCACAAGUUGCAAAUGGAUUGGCAGCAUUGACUGUUGGUGUGCUGGGAAAUCUUUAUAGCAGAGUGGUCCACCAAGCGGCGUUUACAGCUAUGGUACCCGCCAUAUUGUUACAGGUGCAGAGUGGGAUCGCUAGCUCUGGGUCGUUGAUGAGUGGUUUGACAGUAGCUAUGACGAUUGUGGGCGGACGGAAUGCGAUGAUUCCAGCGGACGCCGAUUCUAUUAAUAUCGCCGCCGGUGCAAACUCGCAGUCUGGAUUCGUAGUUGAUGGAGGAGCAGGUCAGUUGGCCCUAGGGCUAGUCGCUAUCAGUGUGGCUAUCAGCUUCGGCCUAUUUUUGAGCAGUGUUAUAGUCUAUCCUUUGGGCAAGAGCAAAAAACAAAGUGCUAUCUUCGCUUUUUAG